Colossoma macropomum (tambaqui) is the source of this 1650-nucleotide messenger RNA. It is a transcript of the gene cunh5orf24, whose product is annotated as chromosome unknown C5orf24 homolog. The coding region runs from base 218 to 1045 and encodes 275 amino acids. The record is from RefSeq and is a predicted model, not a curated record. NCBI's taxonomy places the organism in Eukaryota, Metazoa, Chordata, Actinopteri, Characiformes, Serrasalmidae. The transcript is spliced from 3 exons.
UGAAAAUGGCUGCCUUUCUCCUCUAAAGCCUUUCGGGUGGGACAGAAAUCGGCUCUAAAUCGGCUGUAAAUCAGCAGGAAGAGCAGAACGGCUCGGUUUGUCGCUGCCGGCCGGAUCUCGAGCGAAGCGGUUCGGCUGCGAGCAGAAAUGAAGAAGCUGUAGUUUCGAGGAUGGGACGGAUUUUUGUGUUUAACCCUUUAAACUCCAGUCAAACAAGAUGAUGCGCCAGGUUGCCAGCACCAGUAACGAUUACUGCCUGACCGGCAGGCCCUCGUGUUUGGCCGAUGAUAGCCGGCACCCAGCUACUCACUUCGACCUGUGUUCGGCCCACGCGAACAAGUUCUACCCCACCUCACCUCCUCCGCCGUCCCUGCAGAUUCCUCUAACACAUCUCACCUCACCGUCACAAGGCCCCAAACUGGCACCCACGCCCUGCCAGAGGCAGCCCACCCCGGGGCAGCCACGGCCCCCGGCACGAGUGGCCCUCAAAGCCGGCGAGAAACCCGAGGACUCUAAGAAAAAGAAAGGCACGGGGAAGUCUGGCAAACGUGGACGGCCAGUAGGGACCACAAAGUUAGCCGGUUACAGAACGAGCACCGGCCGGCCGCUCGGUACCACCAAAGCAGCUGGGUUCAAAACCAGCCCUGGGAGGCCACUGGGGACCACCAGAGCUGCGGGAUACAAGGUCAGCCCCGGACGCCCCCCGGGGAGCAUAAAGGCCCUCUCACGCCUCAACAAACUGGCUUACGGAUCGAGCAGCGGAGCCGCGUUUCCCUACAGCAUCACCAACAAACCUGGAGCCUGCGAUCUGUCCAGCAAAGAGCAGGACAGCAACGAGACACCAAAAAUGGCUCUGGUUUCAUCAGUUCCUCAGUUUCUGAUCAGUGGCUUUCCCCCAGCAAGACACCCGAAGACCCCCCCGCCGAGCAUCAUGGCGUCCUCCGAGGCCUGCUCUCAGUCGGAGAUCUGUCCGGGCGACAGACAGUCGAACAGUGUGGUGGCUCUGCCGCUGCACGCCGCCGUCCCGCCAUACUCGCAGGUCUGACCCCACGGACCUCACGCUGGAUACUUACGUUAGGGUUCUCAGUCGUGAGGGAGAAGAAGAACUUCAUUAUCGCUCUGGAUCGAGCCGCGCGAUGGCGGUCAGCACACGCGGCGGUGGUUUUACUCCUGAGCUGAAGAUGAUGUGUUUAUACAGUAAAUAUGUGAGGUUGUUUAUUCUCGUCAGCUGUUUUUAAUCACUUAGACUUCACGUCUUAUUUCACAGAAAGGUUUUUAGUGCAGAACUUUAAGUGUUGAGUAGUUAUUGUUAAUAUUUGUAACUACAGCAUGAAAAUGAUGAGUUUUAUUGAGUGCAAUAUUUGUACCGCGUUUAUUCCAUAAUGUGCCAUCAAUCAAUCACCCCACCAAAGAGUUUCACACAGAUCUGCCUGUUUCAUCAACAACGUCGCACUUGUGCUGUGAUCAAAGCUGCAUUCUGGAAGACUAGAAACGCUUCACAAUAGUGCAGUAAUUAAAGGGGAAUUCCACCGAUUUUUACAUGUUUUUACAUAAUUGAAUCAAUGCGCUGUAAUCAGAGAGAUUCAGAGCGGUUUGGUGUGAAGUUCAGAUGUCUUUACAGUGGUGAUGAUAGGAACCAGGGGUCGCCAU